AUGAAGACGUCAACUGCUUUGAUCUGCCUCGGCCUUAUGGCCAGUGCCGUUAUUGCUGCUCCUCAUCGGCUGCAGGCACGCGGUCCUGGAGGCGAAGUUGUUGUUUAUUGGGGCCAAAAUGCGGCCGCAGCAAGCGAAAAUAACGACCUUUCGACCUACUGCACUACCGACUCCGGUAUUGAUAUUGUUGUUCUUUCCUUCCUUUACGAGUACGGAAACGGUAAUACGAUUCCUGCCGGUGUGAUUGGGAACGAUUGCUCAAUUAGCACCUCCGGUCAAGGCACUAACUGUGAUGCCCUUGCCAGCCAGAUUGCCACCUGUCAGUCAAAUGGUGUCAAGGUUAUCCUUUCGCUCGGCGGUGCUGUUGGUGCCUACUCCCUCACAUCCCAAGCCGAAGCAGAGACAAUCGGCCAGAAUCUCUGGGAUGCCUAUGGAAAGUCCUCCGGGGGGAGCAUACCACGACCAUUUGGAUCUACCUUCGUUAACGGCUGGGACUUCGAUAUCGAAGCUAAUAGCGGUAACCAGUACUAUCAAUAUAUGAUUUCUAAGCUCCGCUCCAACUUCGCCUCAGACUCCAGCAAUACCUACUAUAUUACCGGCGCUCCCCAAUGCCCCAUCCCGGAGCCUAAUAUGGGUGAGAUUAUUCAGAAUGCUCAAUUCGAUUACCUUUGGGUGCAGUUCUAUAAUAAUGGUUACUGCUCGUACCCAAACACUCUCAACUACGCUGACUGGGUUUCAUACGUUUCCGGUACUCCUUCUGCCAACGCUAAAAUCUUUAUCGGUGUUCCUGCGUCCGAGCUUGGUUCCACUGGCACUCAGAGUGGUGCUGUUUACUACCAGUCUCCGAGUGUCCUCGCAAGCACCGUAGCUUCCUUUGACACCAGCUCAAACUGGGGCGGUAUUAUGAUGUGGGAUGCUGCAUUUUCUGACGCCAAUGUGAUUAAUGGCUGCAACUACGCUCAGCAAGCGCAUAGCAUCUUAAAAACUGGUUCUCCCUGUGGUGGAAGUGGAACUACUCCUCCCUCCACGACUACUACACCCACCCAAACCACGUCUACUGCCACUGCUACUGUCACCGCCACUGGUGUGCCAGUACCUCAGUGGGGUCAGUGUGGAGGUGAGGGCUACACCGGUUCGACCGUUUGCGCUACCCCAUACACCUGUGUUAAAGAGAGCCAGUACUGGUCAUCGUGUCAGUAGAACGCUUCGCUGCGAUCUGUAAGUCUCCGAUGGGGAUCUGGUUCGGAGCUACCUACCCAUUGAGAUCACAAGGGCAAGAGUG
Molecule: messenger RNA, 1282 nt
Organism: Talaromyces stipitatus ATCC 10500
Lineage: Eukaryota; Fungi; Ascomycota; Eurotiomycetes; Eurotiales; Trichocomaceae
Product: class III chitinase ChiA2
Exons: 2
Coding region: 1-1200 (399 amino acids)
Biological process (GO): carbohydrate metabolic process
Cellular component (GO): extracellular region
Molecular function (GO): chitinase activity; cellulose binding
Source: RefSeq, a predicted model, not a curated record